Molecule: messenger RNA, 1893 nt
Organism: Saimiri boliviensis boliviensis (Bolivian squirrel monkey)
Lineage: Eukaryota; Metazoa; Chordata; Mammalia; Primates; Cebidae
Source: RefSeq, a predicted model, not a curated record
AUGCAAGGGGAGGACGCCAGACACCUUAAAAGGAAAGUUAAAGGAGGGAAUAUCGAUGUACAUCCAUCAGAAAAAGCACUCAUUGUUCAAUAUGAAGUGGAAGCUACCAUUCUUGGAGAAAUGGGAGAUCCCAUGUUGGGAGAACUGAAAAGAAUGUCAAAAAUCAUUCGACUUAAGAGUCUCAAUGCCAACACAGAUAUAAUUUCCCUGGCAAGGAAGGUGGUUGAAGAAUGUAAACUCAUUCAUCCCUCAAGACUAAAUGAGGUAGAACAACUAUUGUACUAUCUACAGAACUGCCGUGACUCAUUGUCAGGAAAAGAGAAAAAAGAAAAAUCAAGCAAGCCUAAAGAUCCACCUCCUUUUGAAGGAAUGGAGAUUGAUGAAGUUGCCAACAUUAAUGAUAUGGAUGAAUAUAUUGAGUUACUAUAUGAAGAUAUUCCUGAUAAGGUUCGGGGUUCUGCUUUGAUCCUGCAGCUUGCUCGAAAUCCUGAUAACUUGGAAGAACUACUAUUGAAUGAAGCUGCCCUUGGUGCAUUAGCAAGGGUCCUGAGAGAAGACUGGAAACAAAGUGUUGAGUUAGCUACGAACAUAAUUUACAUCUUUUUUUGCUUUUCCAGCUUUUCUCAGUUUCAUGGACUUAUUACUCACUAUAAAAUUGGAGCCCUGUGUAUGAAUAUUAUUGAUCAUGAGUUAAAAAGACACGAGCUUUGGCAAGAAGAACUUUCAAAGAAGAAGAAAGCUGUUGAUGAAGACCCUGAAAACCAAACCUUGAGAAAGGAUUAUGAAAAAACUUUUAAAAAGUACCAGGGGCUUGUGGUAAAACAGGAACAGCUAUUACGAGUUGCUCUUUAUUUGCUUCUGAAUCUUGCUGAGGAUACUCGUACUGAACUGAAAAUGAGGAACAAGAACAUAGUUCAUAUGUUGGUGAAGGCUCUUGAUCGGGACAAUUUUGAGCUGCUCAUUCUAGUUGUGUCAUUCUUGAAGAAACUCAGCAUUUUCAUGGAGAAUAAAAAUGAUAUGGUGGAAAUGGAUAUUGUUGAAAAACUGGUGAAAAUGAUACCUUGUGAGCAUGAAGAUCUGCUGAAUAUCACCCUCCGACUUUUACUAAAUCUAUCCUUUGACACAGGACUGAGGAAUAAGAUGGUACAAGUUGGACUGCUUCCCAAGCUCACUGCACUCUUAGGCAAUGACAACUACAAACAAAUAGCAAUGUGUGUUCUUUACCACAUAAGCAUGGAUGACCGCUUUAAAUCAAUGUUUGCGUAUACUGACUGUAUACCACAGUUAAUGAAGAUGCUAUUUGAAUGUUCAGAUGAACGAAUUGACUUGGAACUCAUUUCUUUCUGCAUUAAUCUUGCUGCUAACAAAAGGAAUGUACAGCUUAUCUGUGAAGGAAAUGGGCUGAAGAUGCUCAUGAAGAGGGCACUGAAAUUUAAGGAUCCAUUGCUGAUGAAAAUGAUAAGAAACAUUUCUCAGCAUGAUGGACCAACUAAAAAUUUGUUUAUUGAUUAUGUUGGGGACCUUGCAGCCCAGAUCUCUAAUGAUGAAGAAGAGGAGUUUGUGAUUGAAUGUUUGGGAACUCUUGCAAACUUGACCAUUCCAGACUUAGACUGGGAAUUGGUUCUUAAAGAAUAUAAGUUAGUUCCAUACCUCAAGGAUAAACUAAAACCAGGUGCUGCAGAAGAUGACCUUGUUUUAGAAGUGGUUAUAAUGAUUGGAACUGUAUCCAUGGAUGACUCUUGUGCUGCAUUGCUAGCCAAAUCUGGGAUAAUCCCUGCACUCAUUGAAUUGCUAAAUGCUCAACAAGAAGAUGAUGAAUUUGUAUGUCAGAUAAUUUAUGUCUUCUACCAAAUGGUUUUCCACCAAGGCACAAGAGACGUCAUAAUCAAGGAA